AUGAGCAAUUUUCUCAAUCUUGUCCUUAUUGGAGUCGCAAUCAUUGGCGGAGCUCAUGUAGCUUCGGCUCUUCCAGCAGCAAAAGAGUGCGCUCUUCAAGACAUAUACUUCGCAAUGUCCUGUGCAAAUCAAAUGAGAGAGUUUGGAUCCAAAGUCAAUCAACUUGAUGCCAACGAUCAGGGUGAGCUGAAGGAGUUCAAAAAGUCGUGCGGUUCACUCGACAAUUGUUUUAAGAAUAUGUGCAAACCAUUCCUCGAAGAUGAGGAAAUCACGACAGCGUUCAACAUGGCGAAGACCUACUGUGGAGUCAUUAACUACGUAAACGUAGAUUUCAAGAAAUGUGGAGAUAAAUUGGAUGCAGCAAAGUCUACUUGUUUUGAUAAUUGGGAUCCGUUCCUUGACGAAGACGAUUUGAAAGAUAAGAAGAAGAUUGAAGAAAACUGUAAAAAUUUCUUCGGGAAGGAUCAGUGUAUGAAGAAAGAGAUUUCGGCUCAGUGUGGCCAAAAAGAUUGGGAAUCAUUCCGCGAUGUGAGUUUCUUAAACGGUUAUGGAAAACAAAAAUUGCAUUUUCAGCACUUCAUCAAAAUCGAUGAGGAUAUCAUGAAGCAAUGCAACUUGAAGAAAAUGUUUACUUGA
Caenorhabditis briggsae is the source of this 636-nucleotide messenger RNA. The transcript has 2 exons. NCBI's taxonomy places the organism in Eukaryota, Metazoa, Nematoda, Chromadorea, Rhabditida, Rhabditidae. The coding region runs from base 1 to 636 and encodes 211 amino acids. The record is from RefSeq and is a predicted model, not a curated record.